Messenger RNA from Silurus meridionalis, 1858 nucleotides. RefSeq names its product LIM and senescent cell antigen-like domains 1 (gene lims1). The transcript has 10 exons. The record is from RefSeq and is a predicted model, not a curated record. Gene Ontology annotation, biological process: positive regulation of substrate adhesion-dependent cell spreading; cell-cell adhesion; positive regulation of integrin-mediated signaling pathway. The coding region runs from base 160 to 1173 and encodes 337 amino acids. NCBI's taxonomy places the organism in Eukaryota, Metazoa, Chordata, Actinopteri, Siluriformes, Siluridae. Gene Ontology annotation, cellular component: cell-cell junction; cytoplasm; focal adhesion.
UGGCGAAAGGGUGGGGUCACUGAAAAUUCGGAGGAGAAACGCAGAGGGAGGAAAAGCGUUCGGCUGCGCGGCGUUUCAGCGUAGAACUGAUUGAUGUAAAACUGGUUUCAAAGUCGCCGAGUCUUAAUCCCUUUUCCUGGAUUAGCGGUGUAAUAGGGGAUGCUGGGUGUCUCAGAAAUGACGGGCAGCAGCAACAUGGCCAAUGCCCUGGCGAACGCGGCGUGCGAGCGCUGUAAAAGCGGCUUCGCCCCGGCCGAGAAGAUCGUCAACAGUAACGGCGAGUUGUACCACGAGCAGUGCUUCGUGUGCGCCCAGUGCUUCCAGCAGUUUCCGGACGGACUCUUCUACGAGUUUGAAGGCAGGAAGUACUGCGAGCAUGAUUUCCAAAUGCUGUUCGCUCCCUGCUGUCACCAGUGCGGCGAGUUCAUCAUUGGGCGUGUGAUUAAAGCGAUGAACAACAGCUGGCACCCGGACUGCUUCUGCUGUGACAUUUGCCAGGCGGUGUUAGCCGACGUCGGAUUCGUCAAAAAUGCAGGCCGCCAUCUGUGCCGUCCGUGUCACAAUCGGGAGAAGGCUCGCGGUCUCGGGAAGUACAUUUGCCAGAAGUGCCACGCCAUCAUCGACGAGCAGCCUCUCAUCUUCAAGAACGACCCGUACCACCCGGAUCACUUUAACUGCAACAACUGCGGUAAGGAGUUGACUGCCGACGCUCGGGAGCUGAAGGGAGAGCUGUACUGUCUCCCGUGCCACGAUAAGAUGGGAGUUCCUAUCUGCGGCGCCUGCAGGAGGCCCAUCGAGGGCCGUGUGGUCAAUGCCAUGGGCAAGCAGUGGCAUGUUGAGCAUUUUGUGUGCGCCAAGUGUGAGAAACCCUUCCUGGGUCAUCGGCAUUACGAAAGGAAAGGGCUGGCAUACUGCGAGACUCACUACAACCAGCUUUUCGGCGACGUCUGCUACCACUGCAACCGCGUGAUCGAGGGAGACGUGGUGUCGGCUCUGAACAAAGCCUGGUGCGUCAACUGCUUCUCGUGUUCUACGUGCAACACCAAGCUCACGCUGAAGAACAAGUUUGUGGAGUUCGACAUGAAGCCCGUGUGUAAGAAGUGCUACGAGAAGUUUCCACUGGAGCUGAAGAAACGGCUGAAGAAGUUGGCCGAAACCGUGGCCCGCAAGUAGACGUCACCCCCAGGGAAACGGAACGAGAUAUUCUGAUAUAUUUUUGCCACACAGUGGGAUUUAAUUCAGUCUGCAGUAUGUUAACGCAAGUAUUAUAAUUCAGCCUGUGUGCAGCUUCACAAGCAGCACAAUGAGAGAAUGUGCGAUUUACACACUAGAAUUUAGCACGAGACACUGCUUUUCUCAUAUAACCAAAGCCUGAGAUAUACACAGACCUACACAAUGUGCGUAUAUAUAAAUGUUUGUUUCCUUUUUCUAACCAUAUGAUCUGUGAGGUCAGGAGAAGUCUUACAGGAAAAAAAACCCUACUUUAAAUAAAUGACCCUAAAAAAAAAAAAAGAAUUCCUACUAUGCACAGUAUUAAAUACUUAACACUCUGAUGGUCCUCAGCAUAGUCUACACACACACACACAUGACAUUCCACAACCUCAUUUUUAAGUGUCCCAUGAGAACAUUCCCAAGAAGUCUUCUACAUCUUAGACCAAAAAAUAAAAACAGACCACGAACACGUCGAAGGGACCAGCCAGGUAAUUCAGUUUCCAUUUUCAUGCUGAAAAAAAUAUGUAACCACAAGCUGAGCAUUAUAUGCAAAUAUAUUCCUCUUAUUUAUGCAAUACCAUUUUCAUUGUAUCUGCUGAUUAAUGCUUUUUAAAAAAGUGUGUAAAUAAAAGCAUGCAAGUAUGUA